ACUGAGGGAAAAAUCCCGUUGCGAAAUCAAGCACGUAUGUUGUCAUUUUCGCAACGACCCGUUGUUAUAUUUUUCAACAACGGCUGUUGGUGAAUUGUGCACGAACGUGCUCAAAUUGACACCGAGACGUGGUCAACUUUCGGUACCAACAACAGCCGUGCUUAAUUUGUCCAUUUGUAAUAUUGGUAAUUGCAGCCGAUUACACACGAGUAAAAAAUGACAACGGUGGUGCAUGAUUCACACACGGUCGUUGUCAAUAUGACACCGGUCGUGUAUGAAUUAUGCACCACCACCUGCAUAAUGAUGCACCACCGUUGUUACUUUGUACACCGACGUGCAUGAAUCGUACACGAUCGUUGCCAUUUUAGCAACUACCGUGUAUGAAUCAUGCACCACCGUUGUCAUUUUUUUUACUCGUGUGCAAUCGGCUGCAUAUUUACCAUUUUUUCCGUGUUAUUGAAAGAGAAAGGACGCAUUGUGCAAAAAAUUUAUUGAAAAUGAAUAAUAAUUCGCAAGAUCCUCAAAAUAUCAUUGGUGAGUUGUUAGAAAUCGAUGGCAAUAUUGUUGUGGUUCGCGAUACAAACCAUUGCAGCAGUCAAGAUGCGGAAAACAAUGAGGACGAUUAUAUGUUAAGGGAGUUCUUAAAAGGAAUAAAUAUGGAGUCGCUUUUUGAACAAUUAAAAGCAUCACAUGUAACAUUUCGCAGCUUGCAGUACUUGAAAAAAGAAGAUUUAAAGGAAGCAGUGCCACCAUUGGGACUGCGUGUUGAAUUCAGAGAAAAGCUCUUUGCUUGGAAAAAACGAAAGCUCGGGAUUGAUGACGAAACUAUGUCAGUUCCAUCUAAAAUAGGUGAAUGGUGGAAACGCAACGAGACACCUGCAAGUACUCCUGGUACUCCCGACACUACAGGUUCGAACUGCUCAAAAGCCAAAGGAAUUUUGUCAGAGGAUCUAACGGAAUUGUUAACACAUACCUCGAAGGGGAAACUAGCGCUUGAAUGUAGUAGCGUUAAUAAGAAAUUAAGUGACGAGCAAAGAGAUGAUAUAAUUAAUAUAAUUAUUGAAGAUAUUUUAACCAACAAUGUUACUCUUUACACUCAAGACUAUAUGCGCAUAUUGGAUGAAAUUUGUUCCGUUUUUCCUCUUGAAAACGAAAUGAGGGUAAGAUUAACAAUAUAAACAACGUAUCUGAUUAUGUAGUUUCUUAACUUAUAAUAUGUCUUUAUUUUUAGGAUUAUUAUUACAUUUCAAGAAAAGGAAAGAACAACGCAAGCGGAAAACUUUAUGCCAAGUAUAGAAACAAGAAGUCCAAAAGAAUAAAGCUUUUGAUUUCCGAGCCUAGCACAAGCAAAGCAGCAACUCACACAUCUCCUAAUUUUUGUAACAAAGAUGUUCCCGAAAUUGAUGAAUCAGUUGAAAAUUCAUUGAAAGCUUCCUUACUAAGAGAAUGUAAUGAUUGGGGAUCGAUCUGCGAAAAAUGGAAAAGAUCUUUUAACAUACGGCAAAGAGAUAUAAAAAAUUUAAGUAGCCAUACAUUUCUCCUUGAAUGGACGAAGUUGUCCGAUGCAAGAGCUUCAGAAUUGGUCAACAUUGAUUUCGAUAUUAUGUAUCCACAGAAAGGCAAUCUUCUACUUUCUAAAUGGGACCAAUUUAAGAAAAAAAUUUACAAUUAUUAUGGGAAAAAUAUUCAUAACGAACAUUGCAAACAACUCUUCGCAAAUGUUUUGACGGCAAGCAGCAUAGAUGCUCAAGAUUAUAUAUACGCAAUACUGUUGAAUUCAGUUUUACCAUCACCUGCUAGGUUUAAAUGUGGAAACGGUAAAUUACGAAAAAAAGUAACAAUAGCUGAUUCGCAGGAAAGUUUCGUACUGCGACUACCGACAAUUAACGAUUAUAAAAGGCAAAUUGAUACAGUCACUGAAAAGUAUUACAAUGCUGGAUUAACUAUACAGCCAUUUAUAAUUGUGGAGGGUUUGUCCGAUUUCAAUAUAAAAGGUUUUUAUGUUUUUUUUAACCACAAUUUGUUAAAAUUUCAAUCGUUCCUCGAAUGUUUAGAUACAUGUUUUAA
Musca domestica (house fly) is the source of this 2067-nucleotide messenger RNA. RefSeq lists its product as uncharacterized. The record is from RefSeq and is a predicted model, not a curated record. NCBI's taxonomy places the organism in Eukaryota, Metazoa, Arthropoda, Insecta, Diptera, Muscidae. The transcript has 6 exons. The coding region runs from base 381 to 1178 and encodes 265 amino acids.